Trematosphaeria pertusa is the source of this 1546-nucleotide messenger RNA. RefSeq lists its product as uncharacterized. Bases 111 to 1514 code for a protein of 467 amino acids. The record is from RefSeq and is a predicted model, not a curated record. Lineage: Eukaryota; Fungi; Ascomycota; Dothideomycetes; Pleosporales; Trematosphaeriaceae. The transcript is spliced from 5 exons.
GUUGCUGGGCCCUGCAGGCUACUAACUGCAUUUUCUCCAACCUAUCCAUCACCAAAGGUCCCGGCGAAGGAAGAAAAGGAGAGUGACAGUCGAACUGCGAUACUUGAACCAUGGACACGAGUCAAAUUCUUACCAUCAUUGUUACCGUCAUUGUCACCCUCACGGUCACUUACGUAUGGCAAAAGGGCCUUCUGUGCUCGAUCGAUGCGAAAAGAUUCGUGGAGCAUGUAGCCGGCGGAAAACGACCUCCAGGUCGCGCUUCCGAAAGGUUCCACACUUGGAGGAUCCAAGGAAGCUACCGUGGUGAGAAUGAGUCCGGGGACGAUAUACUUAAAGCUUUGGAGAAAGCAGUAAGAGCGGAAGCAGUACAGAAAGCUGUUGUCGAGGAUGGGACCGGCUUCUAUGCGACGAUUACUUUUCCUGGGUCUUCCGUUGCAGUUCUUCCCACCUUGUCUGAGGCAUACUCCUGCGACUCUCACUUCCUUGGCGUUACUCCUUUGACGAGCGGAAGGGUGCAUGGCGGCUCGUUCGACAUAAUCGCUGUUCCCGGGUUAGCAUCUCAUCCGCUGGGGUCGUUCAAAUCGCCAAAGGGCUAUCAUGUCUGGCUUAGGGACUUCCUGUCAGAUCUUUUCCCUGAUGCAAGGGUUCUACUAUAUGGAUACGAUACAAAGUUGACGUCCAAGGAAGGAAAAUGGUCUAUCAGAGACCUCGCACGGGGGCUCUUGGAGGCUGUGAUAGCCUUUCGGGAGAGGACGAAGACGACACAACGACCUUUUGUUCUCGUCGGACACAGUCUUGGAGGAAUUAUCGCUAAGGAGGCACUUGUCAUCGCCUCGAAACACCGUGAAGAAUCUUAUCGGGAUUUCUUCAAUUCCGCAUGCGGCGUCAUGCUCUUUGGAGCACCCAACCUCGGGCUGCGACAAGACCGCCUACUGAGCCUUGUCGAAGGCCAACCGAACGAGCAGCUCAUCAGGGACCUUGUCGUGGAUAAUGAGUCUCAACCGUCGCCUUACUUCCAAGAGCUGAACGAGAAGUUCAAGCAAUGCACACCGCAGGGAGGGAACAUCCAAGUCGUCUGCUUCUAUGAGCAGCGCCUCAGUAAAGUCGUCAAGUUCAACGCGGAAGGCGCCCUUUAUCACAGCGGAGAACUCGCCCUCAUGGUACCAGAAGACUCGGCGACUUCUGGGGGCUUCUACCCCGGCGUGCCUCUCGACACCGACCACUCGGGCUUAGUAAAGUACGCCAGUGUGCAUGACCAAGUGUUCAAGAUCGUCAUGGAGAAGUUUGGGGCGAUGAUUCUUCACGCUAGGAGGAACACCACAGGCCGGAAAGAGAGUGGUCUGGAUGUUGUUCAGGACAAUGAGAGUACGGAUGAGGAGUUCGCACAUGAUGGGGGCUCGUCUCGGCGUGCUAGUGCGUGGUACGGAGGUCGGAAUAAUGUUCGCACUGGUGUCCUGCUUCAGGGAAAUCAGCGAGCCGGACGUGAUAUGACUUUCGGAUAUAGCAAACCCUGAGCCUCCGCACAGUGUUUCCUUCUUUUCGCAGA